Molecule: messenger RNA, 288 nt
Organism: Oppiella nova
Lineage: Eukaryota; Metazoa; Arthropoda; Arachnida; Sarcoptiformes; Oppiidae
Source: the annotation of a GenBank genome assembly
AUGUUCGUCCCAGGUGGUGUUAAACCACAUACUCCCAUUCCAUUCCUAUUAAGGCUACCAUACCUGGGCUGGAGAUUCAUUAAGGAUGCCGGUGCGGAUAUCAAAAUCAUAGCUAACAGUGCUUUAAAUGCAAGACAUUAUGGGAUACAAUUGGCUGAAGACUUACCCGUUAUUAAUGAUAUCAACAUCAGUGGUGGCGGCGCUCAUAUCACGAAUCAUUUUGGGGUUAUGGCAGUAGAAAACCACGAAGGGUGUCAGACAUUCAUUGCUCAUGAGCCAUAUGUCUAG